This is a messenger RNA of Neospora caninum, 930 nucleotides long. RefSeq names its product putative BTB/POZ domain-containing protein. The record is from RefSeq and is a predicted model, not a curated record. Bases 1 to 930 code for a protein of 309 amino acids. Gene Ontology annotation, molecular function: ubiquitin protein ligase binding. Gene Ontology annotation, biological process: proteasome-mediated ubiquitin-dependent protein catabolic process; regulation of proteolysis. Gene Ontology annotation, cellular component: cytoplasm. Lineage: Eukaryota; Apicomplexa; Conoidasida; Eucoccidiorida; Sarcocystidae. The transcript has 6 exons.
AUGGCCCAAAAUGAACUGACUGAUGGAUGCACCCGACUGGAGAGCACCACAUUCCACGACUUCGCACUCUGGCUGUUUCCAAACGGACAGAAACAACACAGCUCUGUUAACAGCAUUGAUAUCUCUCUUAUGUAUCGCGGUUCUAAGGAUUUCGUCGUCGCAAAGUGGUCUGCUUGCUUCCUAGAUGAGGAAGACCAGCCAGUUCCACGAACGCGCCUCGGCGAUCCGUUGAAGAAAUAUUUCCGGGGAGGAGACGGCCGCAGGUUUUCGUACUCCCCAAGCGACGCUAGUAUACAAAAAUGGCUGGUCGAGGGUGCUCUUCGAGUGAAAUGCGAGGUCCAAAUAGCGAUGGAACUCACGUCAUCAAGACCGCUGAGAGGCAGCGGCAAGGCGACAGAUAAUUCAUUUAAACAAGACAUCGUCAAGUAUUGCGAGAGGGAUGAGACCCGUGAUGUUUCCGUAGUCUGCGGGAAAGAAAUCUAUAGAGCCUCUCGCUUCAUGCUUGCCGCCCGUUCAGAGGUGCUCCAGGCAAUGCUGGAAGGUAAAUUCAAGGAGGCUUCUGAAUCAGAAAUCAACUUCGAAGAGUUCUCUCCACAUAUCGCCAAGCAAAUCUUGGAUUUUAUCCACUAUGAUCGCUGUUCGCUGCUGGACGGGUCACCGAAGGCAGGCAAGGAUGGCGACAAAAGAAAAAAAAUCCAAGAUAUUUUGCAACUAUUCGCUGCCGCCGACAAGUACGAUAUAAAGGGCCUGGGCGACCUAUGCCAGGACGCUUUGAUUCAAAACAUGGAUCAUUACACCAUCGCCGAUAUCAUGGUUUUUGCUGAACAGAUCAGUUCGCAGAAGCUGCUACAGGCCGGUAUGUUCUUCCAGUACAAAUUUUUGUCUCGUCAGACUAGCCCCGCCAUUCACGCCAUUCGGUAUUGUCCGUAA